UCUCAGAAUUGGUGUGCAAAAUGUAACGCGUCCUUCCGUAUGACAAGUGAUCUAGUCUACCACAUGAGAUCUCAUCAUAAACGAGAGAUCGAUCCAGUAAAACGGAAACGUGAAUCUUAUAAACUGAAAUGUGACGUAUGUAAUGAAGUUUUUAAAGAGCGACAUCAUCUAACGCGUCACAUGACGUCACAU
Messenger RNA from Lottia gigantea (owl limpet), 192 nucleotides. RefSeq lists its product as hypothetical. The transcript has a single exon. NCBI's taxonomy places the organism in Eukaryota, Metazoa, Mollusca, Gastropoda, Lottiidae. Gene Ontology annotation, cellular component: nucleus. The annotation marks the transcript as partial. The record is from RefSeq and is a predicted model, not a curated record. Gene Ontology annotation, biological process: regulation of DNA-templated transcription.